Molecule: messenger RNA, 697 nt
Organism: Glycine soja
Lineage: Eukaryota; Viridiplantae; Streptophyta; Magnoliopsida; Fabales; Fabaceae
Exons: 1
Coding region: 100-549 (149 amino acids)
Source: RefSeq, a predicted model, not a curated record
CAACCGGAUACCCCCAUGUGCUUUUCUCUUCCCCCACUCUCUAUUUAUAGCUCAAUUUUGAUAGGCUCUCUCACACAUGUCUUGUUCUUGUUAAGUUAAAUGCUACAAUUUUUCAAUAUUGUUGACAUGGGAAACUGUUUGAGGAACAACAAAAUAUCAUCACAAAAUCAUGAGAACUAUGAUGAUGCCCUAGUAAUUGAUGCCAAGGUUGAUAAGGUAAAGGCACUUUCAUUGUCCAAGUUGGAAGAAACACCAAGGAUGGAACAAAGCAUCAAGAAGAAGGUGAGGUUCAAGACGCAAAAUUAUGAUAGUGCUUAUGAAGGUGAGAGAGGAAGUGAUGGCAAUUCUAGAAGUGUGAGGAUUAGAGUGGUGAUGACUCAAGAAGAGUUGAAAAGGAUGUUGAGGUUCAAGGAUGAACACACUUCAUUGGAGCAAUUAUUACAUGCUGUGAAGUUGAGAGGAGGAAGAGUUUCAGAUGUUGGUGAAUUUGAUGAUGAGGGAGUGAAUUCUUGGAAGCCAUCUUUAGACAGUAUUCCAGAGGAUCAGUAGCUUGAUAAAUUUAUAAAGUAGCAUUUUUGUUAGCAAUCCACUGUUAACUAUGACACUUUGUUUUAUUUGAUGUAUUGAACUCCACAUCAAUGAUGUAGUUACAAUGUUACUUGAGAAUAUAAAUCUGAUGUUUACAAGCUUGUGAAUU